This is a messenger RNA of Lactuca virosa, 1836 nucleotides long. NCBI's taxonomy places the organism in Eukaryota, Viridiplantae, Streptophyta, Magnoliopsida, Asterales, Asteraceae. The record is from the annotation of a GenBank genome assembly.
AUGUCAGAAGAAGAUAACAAUAACCUAGCCAUCCAAAUAGCCAAUCUCCUCAAAAAUGGAGUUCAAAUUCAAACCCAGAUUCCAAAACCAAAUCCCUCUGAUAGCCUAAAAAUUAGCCUCAAUCUUACUAGCCAAAACUACCCUCUAUGGGCUCGGAUGAUACGAGUCGCCAUAGGGGGGAAAUCGAAAACUCUUUUAAACCAUCUCACCCAAAACUCGCCAGAACCCAGUGAUGAUCAGUGGGAACAAGAUGAUUUGAUCGUUUUUUCAUGGCACAUCCAAAAUAUCGAGCCGGUCCUUGCUAGUAACUUAACAGAGUUCCCGACAGCGAAAACGGUAUGGGAUGCUCUUACGGUUACGUAUAGCAGCGGCAAGGACAAACUUCAGACUUUUGAUCUCCACGUCAAAGCAAACGAGUUCAAACAAAAUGGCGUACCGUUAGAAGAAUUUUGGAUCGUGAUGCAGGGUAUCUGGGGAGAAAUUGAACGGCGAGAUCCAAACCCGAUGACGUAUUCUACCGACAUUGCCACUUACAACAAAGUCAGGUCAGAAAACAAAUUGUUUCAAUUUCUCAAUGCCCUUGAUCGAAAGUAUGAUUCCCUUAAAAGAGAGAUCCUCCGGUGGGACCCCUUGCCGUCUGCUGAAGCCGCCUAUGCUGCUGUCCAAAAAGAAACAUCACAUCAAAGUAUUUUCGGGAACAUACAACAAGGGGUGGCGUCGGGUCUGAACUCAACAGGUGAUUCCGAUGGGUUAGGGCUUGUUUCCAAAGGUCGCCGGUCAGACCAUAAAUCCAAUCCGUCAUCAUCCCGGGUUGAUAAAAGCAGAUUGAAAUGCGAGCAUUGUGGCAUGACCAAGCAUACGAAAGAACAGUGUUUCAAACUCGUGGGAUACCCGGAAUGGUGGGCCGACAGACACAAAAAAGGGAGAGAUGGCAAAGCCGCAGUCGCCGUUGGCAAUCAAGGGACCACCAGCAGCGGCGACCACUCAAAACCCGCCGGAAAUCAAGAGAGCACCAAAAAAGGAAACCAUGGAGGGAAUUGUUGUUUUGCGGCAAUUAAAGAAGAAGAACUAGGGGGCAUCGCAUGUAUAGGGUUUGAGAAUUACACCUCAAACCCUUCACUCUCUCAACAUUUUCAUUCACAACCCUAUAGUUCCAAUAUGACAGUCAGGUCAACAAAUUCUUUUAACGUUGAGGAAGUUAACAUGGCAACAAAAAAUAAAAAAAAUAAUAAAGACUCAUGGAUAUUUGAUUGUGGUGCUACUGAUACAAUGACUUUUGAAAUUUCUGACAUGUGCUCAAUGUCAAAACCACAAAAAUCAAGAAUUCAUACUGCAAAUGGAGAAGUUCUCCAAGUCAAAGGAGGAGGGACCAUUCAAAUUUCACCAAACAUGAAAUUAAAAAAUUGUCUCUAUGUUCCAUCCUUAUCUCAUAAAUUGCUAUCGAUCAGUCAUGUUACCAAAGAAUUAAAUUGUGUUGUUCUAAUGCAUCCAACCUUCUGUAUCUUACAGGACAUCAGGACGGGGAAGAUCAUUGGGUGUGGUACUGAGCAACAAGGACUAUACUAUGUGGAUGAAGUGACUCGACAAGGUACUGUAAUGCUAGCUCAUGGAUCUACAGAUAGGGAGGCUUGGUUAUGGCACCGAAGAUUGGGACACUCAUCCAGUGGAUACUUGCAUCAUUUAUUUCCUGAAUUAUUCCCAACAAAUAAAGUCUUAAAUUGUGAGACAUGUUUUUUGGCUAAGAGUCAUAGACACACUUACAAAUCAAAUGAUACUAAGGUUGAUUUUCCUUUUUUUGUUGAUUCAUUCGGAUGUGUGGAGGCCAUCAAAAGUUGA